Molecule: messenger RNA, 1184 nt
Organism: Erigeron canadensis
Lineage: Eukaryota; Viridiplantae; Streptophyta; Magnoliopsida; Asterales; Asteraceae
Product: wall-associated receptor kinase 2-like
Exons: 2
Coding region: 59-898 (279 amino acids)
Cellular component (GO): membrane
Molecular function (GO): protein serine/threonine kinase activity; polysaccharide binding
Source: RefSeq, a predicted model, not a curated record
CAUACAAAAUAAAAAAUAAAAAAAACCCUCAUAAACAAGCUAGAUAGAAGGGAGAAACAUGCUUCUUCACUUAAUUGUCAUGUGUCUCUUUACUACAUUACCUUUUACAACAAUAUCUUUAGGAACUCUUCGAAGUUCCAACUCAAGUAAUAUGGGCCAAUACAUAUCAAAGCCCAACUGUUCAUCCACCUGCGGGGAUGUUACAGUUCCUUACCCUUUUCGUAUUGGCAAUGACACGGGUUGUUCUCUAGACGACACAUUCUACGUUACUUGUGACACGUCCGUAAAGCCCCCUAAGUUGUACCUCACAUCAAGCAACAUUGAAAUCUACAACAUUUCAGAUUCAGAGUUGCGCAUUAAUACUGGAGCGGGCUAUAAAUGCUACGCAAGUAAUGGAACUGUAACCCAGGACUAUAAUUAUUGGACUAACUUGGCGUACGAGGGAUUCACUUUCUCGGAGAAGAAUAUGUUCACAGUCAUUGGGUGUGAUGAUCUUGCUCUUAUCGAAUGGGUAGGCGACCACUAUUUCAGCGGAUGUUCUGCAACUUGCAGUGGACCAGUGGAUGUACCAGAUGGGCGUUGCUCAGGGGAAGGCUGUUGUCAGUCACCUAUACCAAAAGGUCUCAAAUAUUACAAUGUUACACUCAACUCAUUUAGGAAUCACACGGAUAUUUGGUCCAUCAAUGACUGUGGCUAUGCGUUCCUUGGUGACGUAGGCACUUUUAAGUUUCUUGGUGCCAGUGAUUUAUCUGCUUCCUCAGGCUUAGAGAAGAGGGUUGAGGCGAAUGUUCAAGUUGUGAUCGAUUGGGUUAUCAGACGAGACCAUAAUUGCACUCAGGCUACGGAAUGCAAACAGAAUAGUCAGUGCUAUAAAUUGGGACAAAGUGUAUGCGGGUAACCCGUAUCUUGAUCAAGGCUGCCAAAACAUCAACGAGUGUGAGGAUCCAGGAACAUACCCUUGUUAUGGUGUCUGCUAUGAUACUCUAGGGAGUUACAUUUGUACAUGUCCACCGGGAUCCGUUGGGGAUGCAACAACACAAAAUGGUUGUCAAGUUGUUGAUCGUCAAGAUAAAUUCUCCAAGAUUUUUUGGACCAUAUUAGCUCUAGGUAAUUCUCUCAUAAAAGUAUGAAGCGGCUAAUCUAGCGUAUAAUACAAUAAUCAGAAGUGUCAAGGAUUGGAUCAA